UAUAAGGGGACUUCCCUCGCGAUGAUUAUGGGAGCUUAAAAGUAGAGUGAGGCAGUUACACAGUUUCAAUGUCGAUGCUAUCAUAUGGCAACAGUUUCAAUUAAUUGUCCCUUUGCAUUGGUCCUGAUAUGGCAUGGUAUUUGGCUGUCAGAGUGCAACAAUAUUGGCAUGACUCUUUGGGAGGUGGCAGAUUUUCUGAAAGGUCAGGGGGUCAUCAAUGCCAUCAACCUGGAUGGGGAUGGUUCCUCCACUUACAUGGCAAACGGCUCAUUGGCCAGCUACCCCUCGGACCACUGUGUMUCAGACCCCAUGUGGUGCUGCCCUCGGCGGGUCUCCACCAUCCUGUGUGUCCACCAGCCCCAGUGUCAGCCUGAGGACUGCAGCGGGCACGGGAUGGGCACUGCCAAUGGCUGGAGUGGGACUGGCUGUGACACCCUGGUGUGCCAACCGCCCGCCUGCGGUGCCCACGGUGUCUGUACACAGGAUGGCUGUGCGUGUGAUGCUGGAUGGAGAGGGGAGAACUGCAGCCAAGUGUGUGAUUUGGGUUUCUAUGGUGACAGCUGCACUAACGGGGGCUCGUGUGACACUGUUCACGGUGGCUGCAGCUGCCCCAUUGGUUUCCAUGGCGAAUCCUGUGAACAAGAGUAUCCCCUGGGUUUGUACGGGCUGGACUGUGGGCAGGAGUGCCAGUGCAAGGACAUGUGCCCAUGUGACCCGGUCACAGGAAGCUGCAACGCCCUGUUCCAGGGAGAGAAGAACCACCGCAUACAUGGGACCACCCGUAACACCCGCGCCUGCUYUGAGCACUAGUAGUUGCAGUAACUAAAUGGAUCACAACAUACUGCAUAGAGGUUUACAAGCCUCUUCAUGAUGUCUGCACCUCAAUCUCUAAUGAGUACUAAUAGUUUCAUAGUUGUCRUCCUGUAAAGUGUCUUGUACAGUAUGUGGACCACUUCAUUCAAAGCCUGCUAGCAUAGGUUUUCUCCCAAAUAUGAGUGUCUGUUUUAUUGGUUCCCCAUCAUUACAUGGUACAAACAUUCAGGAUAUGUUUCAGUUGGCUGUAUGUAGUCUAGGGCUGUCCCCAACAACAACCAAAAAUAUUGUUCGACCGACUUUGUCUGUACUUUUGACCAAUCGAUUGGUUCGAAAUUUAUAAAAGUGUAUUUUUCCAUAUAGACACAUCCUAUGUAUUUUGAUAAAAUCAACUGUAUGCUUUGAGCUUGUCUGACACUUUAAACUCACUGUUUGAUUAAAUAAAAGACAAAUGACUCUGGCGGGAGCUAGAGAUGUAGAUAA
Salvelinus sp. IW2-2015 is the source of this 1296-nucleotide messenger RNA. The record is from RefSeq and is a predicted model, not a curated record. Lineage: Eukaryota; Metazoa; Chordata; Actinopteri; Salmoniformes; Salmonidae.